AUGGACUGGUGCUGCGCUGCCAUCAACCAGCCCUCACUCUCCUUGGUGAGAGCUCUGUUUCUGUUACGAACUUUGGUUUGCCGUGCUUCCGACUGGAUUGUAAAGGAGAUGAAGAAAUGGGCCGAUACUUGGCUGACAAUGACGGUGGUUGUCCUGUUCUUACAACUCGUGGGCUUUCUCAAACACACCAGAAUGUUUGAGGAACUUGGCAUCGGGAAUGCUCUCAUUUCCAUGGCCGCUGCCUUGCUUGCCAUCCUCGCCGCUGUCUCGAAGUGUCUCAUCGACAUAAUAUAUACGCGCGGAACUGCUGCGUAA
Microthlaspi erraticum is the source of this 315-nucleotide messenger RNA. The record is from the annotation of a GenBank genome assembly. NCBI's taxonomy places the organism in Eukaryota, Viridiplantae, Streptophyta, Magnoliopsida, Brassicales, Brassicaceae.